AACUAUUACCAUUUUCAACUCUUCUGUAUUCAUCUCUUCAAUUUCAGAUUGGGAAUAAAGAAAACACAAGCAAAAUAAUCAUGGCUGUCGUCACAUUCACUGAUGAGUUCACUAGCCCUGUCCCUGCCAAAAAACUCUUCAUAGCCUUGAUACUUGAUGCUGACAAUCUGAUUCCCAAGCUGAUGCCUCAGGCUGUUAAGAGUAUUGAAACCAUCCAAGGCAAUGGAGGUCCUGGAACCAUCAAGAAAAUGACCUUUGCUGAAGGUGCUGGGCCUGGACUGAAGUAUGUGAAGCAUAGGAUUGAUGCAUUAGACAAAGAGAAAAUGACAUACAACUACACAUUGAUUGAAGGUGAUGUACUGAUGGAUAAAAUUGAAUCCAUAGCCUAUGAGAUUAAGUUUGAGGCCACACCUGAUGGAGGCUGCAAGGGGACCAAUGUUACCAAAUUCCAUCCAAAGGCAGGUGUUGAGAUCAAGGAAGAAGCAGUUCAGGAAGGCAAGCAAAAGGCUAUGGCUGUUUUUAAGGCUGUGGAAGCCUACCUUAUUGCCAAUCCUCAGGCUUAUGUUUAAUCACUGCCUUACUUUCACUCUGCUGAGCCUGCUACUUCAUUAUCUAGCUUCUAUAUUUGCCUAUGAGUGGCCUGAUAGUCAAUAAAACGAAUAAAGUUAUUAUCUA
This is a messenger RNA of Manihot esculenta (cassava), 675 nucleotides long. RefSeq names its product major allergen Pru ar 1. The transcript has 2 exons. Gene Ontology annotation, molecular function: protein phosphatase inhibitor activity; signaling receptor activity; abscisic acid binding. Bases 81 to 569 code for a protein of 162 amino acids. The record is from RefSeq and is a predicted model, not a curated record. Gene Ontology annotation, cellular component: cytoplasm; nucleus. NCBI's taxonomy places the organism in Eukaryota, Viridiplantae, Streptophyta, Magnoliopsida, Malpighiales, Euphorbiaceae. Gene Ontology annotation, biological process: defense response; abscisic acid-activated signaling pathway.